CACAAAGUGAGGUGUUCAAUUUGAUCAUUUGACAGUGUACCAAGAGCAGACAUACUGUACACAGACCUCAGACUAAAGAUGAUGGGACUGGUGUGGAUUACAGUGAUGCUGUUCAAUGAAAUAGAUUCUGAACAGAUAAUUGACAUCCAUCAACCAAAUCCAACAAUAACUGCUGAUGUUGGUGAUAAUGUGACUCUGCGCUGCUUUCGAUUGCGAGUGCAAUACUCCGGAGCUAUUGUUUGGUAUAAGCAAAAAAUAGGACAUGAGCCUUCUUUAAUGCUCACAGAUGAACAGUUAUCUGAUAAGUUCACAUCCCCGAGAUUCGGCAUUGAGAAAAACAAAAAUAGCUCACAUUUAAAAAUUGCUAAUGUGCAACUAUCAGAUGAAGCCAUGUACUACUGUGGAUUUGUAAUAUUUACAAUUACGUAUGGAAAAGGAACAUUUUUAUCCGUGAAAGGUAAACCAGACUUGAGUGUCUCAGUAUCACAGAGCAGUGUGUUGGACUCGGUUCCUGCAGGAGCGUCAGUGACUCUGCAGUGCUCGGUUCUCUCUGAGAGCAGAGCAGCAGAACUCCAAGUGCUCUGGUUCAGAGCUGCUCCACCACAAUCCCAUCCUCAAAUCAUUUACACUCAUCACAACAGCAGCCAUCAGUGUGAUUCUACACACACCUGUGUGUACAACUUCUCCAAGAACAUCCUCAGCCUCAAUGAUACUGGGACUUACUACUGCGCUGUGGCCGCGUGCGGGAAGAUUGUUUUUGGGAACGGAACACGAGUACAACUGGAGGGACCAGUGGAUUCGGUAGUGAUGUGCCUUGCUGUAGCUUUAGGAGUGUGUGUGGUUAUAAUCUUUGCUUUGACAUUUGUCAUAACCUGUAAAAAAAGAAACAAUGUGAAACGUAAACAAGGUUCCAUAACAAACAAGAGCCUUAAUCAGAACUGUAACAAUGAGGAGCUGAAUUACUCGGCAUUGCAUUUUAAUAAAAACAAAGGAAAAGGAAGAAGAGUAAAGAAACACCAACCUCAAGAUACUGUAUACUCUGAUGUGCAAUAUACUUGUGUAACUUAGAUUUCUGUGUAACUCUUUCAAAAUUUAUUAUAAAUAAUUAUGCUGCAAGGUUUUUUUACUGUACAUACUGUAAAUAUAGUAUGUUGUGAUUAUUUAGACUAAAUUUAAACUGAAUGCUAAAUGAUCUAGAAGACACUGAAACACUGGUUCUCUCAGGGAGUAGUCUGAAGCAUUGUUAAAGGUUUUGAAA
This is a messenger RNA of Clarias gariepinus (North African catfish), 1258 nucleotides long. RefSeq lists its product as uncharacterized. The record is from RefSeq and is a predicted model, not a curated record. The transcript is spliced from 6 exons. Gene Ontology annotation, biological process: response to bacterium. Lineage: Eukaryota; Metazoa; Chordata; Actinopteri; Siluriformes; Clariidae. The coding region runs from base 79 to 1068 and encodes 329 amino acids.